GAGGGCAGCAGUGGUCUAGUGAUGCUUACAGGCGGAUGGUGUGUUCUGUAAAUAACAUGAUACCCGCUGAAUGUCGGACAGAGACUAACUCCAUCUGAGGAAGCAGGCCUGCUGUGACUGAAUGGCAGGGCGGACGGAGGUUUUGGUGGAGCAGAUCAGUUUUGUCCGCCAGUUCCUCCGCGGCACCGAUGCGCAGUGCGCUGCUGCCGCAGUGCAAACAAGACUGUCCGGGCUGCAGCACAGGAAGCGAAACGAUCCCUGCGCUGCCAGGGAGCAGACGGCGUUCGGAAACUAGAUUCAUUCAAGCGCAGAACUUCAUCCAGAAACACAGUCUAGUCUUAAAUGAAACUCCACGCCUCUCUGCUCACACGCAACUUCAGGGAAAUCCACGCGUAAUGCUUCCUCUGCAUCCUCGGGUGGACGUCGCCGAGGGAGAGGGCGCAUCCGCACAAUGACUAGCAGCCCGGACGCCGCUCGCGCGGAGGACACGACUCCGUCCGGGAGCUCGACCCCGCGCCUCCGGCCGCCCUGCGAGCGCCUCUCCGGCUGCCAAAAGAGCGGCGUGUGCUCGCGGUCCUACUUCUGGGUCGUGAUGGUGUUUUUUCACUUGUACAUUUUCAAUGUCAUCGCGCUGCUCUUCUACGUGCACUACAGCAGCGGGCAGGAGGACCCCAACCGGAGCCGCGACGCUCCCAGCGGCGGCCGCGCCGACUCUCCACGUCCGCCAUCAGGAGGCGAGUUUCUGCGUGACGUUUCCCUGACAAGAGUCGACGGCAUUAGGGUGGGUCAUGUCCAGAAAGUGUCUUUGGUGCCAGGCAAAGUCCACGAGAUGCGGACCCUGAGUCUGAAACCGCUGCUGUUUGAGAUCCCCGGGUUUCUCUCAGACGACGAGUGCCGAGUGGUGAUGCAGCUGGCACAGCUGAAGGGCCUGAUGGAGAGUCAGCUCAUGGUCCAGGACGGUCAAGAGGAGCUGGCAAAGGAGCUGAAUCUCAGCGCAGAGGAGAUCUUUAACCUCCUUGACAUCAACCAAGACGGACAGUUGCAGCUCCGUGAGAUAUUGACUCAUUCUAGAGUGAGGGAUGGCAUUUGGCUGACUCCAGAGAAUCUGCGGGAAAUCUAUGCUGGGCUCAAAGCUGACAAGAACAAUGAUGGUUUACUGAGUUUAAAGGAGUUUAGGCUCCUGAGCUCGGAUGCCUUCCAGCACUUUCUUCUGCAGCGAGGAGUGAAGAGGAGUCAGCUGGUGCGGAACAGCAGGCACACCUGGCUUUAUCAGGGCCAAGGAGCACACCAGGUGCUCCAGGACAUUAAGGAGCGGGUGACACGCCUUACCCGUCUCCCACCCACACUAGUGGAUCUGAGCGAGCCACUGCAGGUCGUUCACUACGAGGAGGGGGGGCACUACCACGCUCACCGUGACAGCGGGCCGGUCUACCCCGAAACAGCGUGCACACACACGCUACUCGCAGCCAACACCUCCACACCCUUUGAGACGUCGUGCAGGUACAUCACAGUUCUCUUCUACCUGAACACGGUUCAGGGCGGCGGAGAGACGGCUUUUCCUGUGGCGGACAACAGAACCUAUGACGAGAUGUCUCUCAUCCAGAAUGAUGUGGAUCUCCUCGACACCAGAAGAAACUGUGACAAGAGUAACCUGAGAGUGAGACCCACCAAAGGGACUGCUGUUUUCUGGUACAAUUACCUCUCUGAUGGAAAAGGCUGGGUGGGAGAGCAGGAUGAAUACUCCCUGCAUGGAGGCUGUGUGGUGACCCAUGGCACUAAGUGGGUUGCCAAUAAAUGGAUAAAUGUUGAUCCAGAUUACCAGCGGCAGGCUCGCUACCAGCAGUUGGUGUCCCAGCUGCCACAGGAUGAGAGCGAUGAAGCUCCAGCUCCGAACGCAGACACGCAGCAUUCCAGCGUCCACCAAGAGUUGUAGCUCACACGCCAAAAAUGUCAAGAAAUCUUCCUCAGUCUCGUGCACAA
Molecule: messenger RNA, 1980 nt
Organism: Oryzias latipes (Japanese medaka)
Lineage: Eukaryota; Metazoa; Chordata; Actinopteri; Beloniformes; Adrianichthyidae
Gene: p4htmb
Product: prolyl 4-hydroxylase, transmembrane b
Biological process (GO): peptidyl-proline hydroxylation to 4-hydroxy-L-proline
Cellular component (GO): endoplasmic reticulum
Molecular function (GO): calcium ion binding; iron ion binding; procollagen-proline 4-dioxygenase activity
Source: RefSeq, a predicted model, not a curated record